Molecule: messenger RNA, 1047 nt
Organism: Lytechinus pictus (painted urchin)
Lineage: Eukaryota; Metazoa; Echinodermata; Echinoidea; Temnopleuroida; Toxopneustidae
Exons: 2
Coding region: 1-1047 (348 amino acids)
Molecular function (GO): nucleic acid binding
Source: RefSeq, a predicted model, not a curated record
AUGGUGAGAACGCUGAUUGAUCCUGGUCGACAACAGAAAGACUGGGACGAGCAGCUUCCUUUUGCUAUGUUGGCUUAUCGUUCUUCCAUACAGGAAUCCACAGGGGAAUCGCCUGCUAUGAUGAUGUUAGGCCAUGAGAUCUCUCUACCUGUAGACCUCCUUAUACCAUCUGAUCAACCAGAGGAAGAAAAUGCAGAUUAUGCUGAACAACUUCGAAGCCACAUCCAUGAUGUUCAUCACCGUGCUAGGAACAAGUUGAAAUUAUCUGGAGCUAAGCAAUCCAAAACUUAUGACAGGAAUACCCAGUUGAAUGUGUAUAAUGUAGGAGACUGGGUCUGGCUAUCUGGUGUGCAGAGGAAAAAGGGAAUCUGUCCAAAACUAGAGUAUAAGUGGGAAGGACCAUAUCUUGUAACUCAUCGACUUUCUGAUGUGGUGUAUAGGAUUCAGAGGUCUGAAAAGUUUUUUAUGAACAGAAUGAUGAUUAUCUGUCAUCACUGCACAGCGGGGUUUACAACCCGAACGGCAUAUCACACCCAUCUGGAGAACUCCCAUAAUAUCCCACUAACAUUGAAGUGUGAGUUUUGCUCAUACGAAACUGAGUUUCAAGGGGCGAUGAAGCGUCAUUACGGCAAGAAAGAAGGGAGAAGAGCUAACGAGGUACGAAGUUGUGAGCUGACGGAGGCUAGCGAGCGCUAUCUGACUAGGAGAAGAAAGCGCCUCGAACGAAAGGAGAUCCUUCGGAAAAGUCGUGCCGGGGAAGAGCUAGCAAAGGAGGCCAGAGAGAAGGAGAAGAGGAUCCCUCCCCUCACAAUAAGCACAGAUGGGAUAAGUCUACAUGGUGAUGAUGAUUUAGAAGUAACUCCACCAGCUCAUGAGGAAGACGUCUUAAGUACCUCCAUCGAGCCUGUCACAGUCAGUGUGGAGGAAGAGUCUGAAAGUGAACCCACCGAACCAGAAGAAAUGCAGGUAGAAGAGACACCAGACCUUCCAGUCGCUAUCGACGAUGAUGAAAGUCAAACUACAUGUACAUCUCUGACCGUGGAGUAG